AUGGCUACAGAGAUGACACGUGGCACUAUCCUAGCCUUACAUGUAGCGUUUGCUUAUAUCCAGGAUCUGAAUGCUGGUGUGGCAUUUGAUGCUUUCAUCCGAGGUUUGAGACCUGGAAGUUUUAAGUUCGAUUUGGUUAAAAAGAAAAUAACCACCCUAACUAAGGCCCUUAAGGAGGUCGAAGCUUUUAUUCAUGCUACGGAAGUUUAUGCGGAAGCAAAACAUCCGGAGGCAAAGAAAGUUGAAGAGGCUGGUCAGCCAAAAAAGAGUGUCCCCAAGAAAGCUGAAACUUGGGCAAUGACCUCAAUGACAACUUCGUCCAAAAGAAGCAGAAGACCUGAACCGGCAGCCUCAGCUGAGCCCAUAGAGUUCAGCAAGGAUCAGUAUUCCAUUCUCAUGGAGAUCAAGGAUCAGCAUGAGCUGAAAGCGCCGGUAGAAAUGAAGACGCCCAACAGAAACAGGGACAAAAGUAAGUACUGUCAUUUCCACAAAGAUUGUGGUCAUGAGAUGAAUGAGUGUAAGCAUCUGAAAAGAGCAUUGGAAGACUUAGCCCGCAAGGCUAAAAUGAACUCUUAUCUACCUCAAUCCAGUAGAAAAUUCCAGAAGAAGGACAAUCGUCAGGGAAGAAGAAAAGAUGAUGAGAGCACUGAUGAGGAUGUGGUGAUGGUAAUUUCUGGAGGAUUUGCAGCCGGAGGUCCUACAAAUCACGGCCACAAAAACUAUUUGCGGGAACUCAGCCAGGUGAUGCUUACCAACCAGGCAGAGUUUGACCCUUUCCCCAAAAUAGUGGUCAGCGAGCAAGACCAGUGGAAGAUAAGAACGCCUCAUGAUGACCCACUGGAGGUAGAGAUGAAAAUUGCAAAUCUCAGGGUAAGACGGAUCCUGAUUGAUACAGGAAGUUCUACCGAUAUCAUCAGUGCGGAUUGUCUAUCAAGGUUGAAGUUUGAUGAAAAUAAUUUAGUUCCUGUCAAUCAUCCUUUUAUUGGCUUCGGUGGAGGAGUCAUUCAUCCCAUGGGGACGGUCACCUUACCCGUCAGGGUGGGAGAUAAGGAGGUUGCCCGAAUGCUUUUUGUAAAAUUCUUGGUAGUACGAGAUCUGACAGCUUAUAAUGUCAUUCUCGGACGACCUACCUUGAAUCACAUCAAAGCCGUCAUAGUGACUCAUCUGAUGCUUAUGAAAUUCGAGUGUGAUGGUGGGAAGAUUGGAUCUCUUUAUGGAGAUCAGCAGGCCGCGAGAGAAUGCUACCUUACCACCCUAAAACCAUCAUCAUGGAAAGGAGAGAAGUCAGAGCGGCCAAGGGCCAUGGAGGAUGAACCAGCCGAGAAGUUAAAAGGCUAG
Beta vulgaris subsp. vulgaris (sugar beet) is the source of this 1338-nucleotide messenger RNA. RefSeq lists its product as uncharacterized. The record is from RefSeq and is a predicted model, not a curated record. The transcript is spliced from 2 exons. Bases 1 to 1338 code for a protein of 445 amino acids. NCBI's taxonomy places the organism in Eukaryota, Viridiplantae, Streptophyta, Magnoliopsida, Caryophyllales, Amaranthaceae.